CAGGUGCGAAGGAGCUGGCAGGAGUCCGGGCUGGGGGCGGGUUUGAAGGCUUGUUUGGCUUUAGAGGCUGUGAUACAGCUGUUUGGAUUCGACCGCUAGGCGGAAAGCGAUUCCGAAGGGCCAGGACAACAAAGAACCCCGCGAGAUUCCCAAUGGUGUCCAUGACUUUCAAGCGGAGCCGCAGCGACCGGUUCUACAGCACCCGGUGCUGCGGCUGUUGCCAUGUCCGCACGGGGACGAUUAUCUUGGGCACCUGGUACAUGGUGGUGAACCUAUUGAUGGCAAUAUUGCUGACAGUGGAGGUGACUCAUCCAAACUCGAUGCCAGCUGUCAACAUUCAGUAUGAAGUCAUUGGUAAUUACUAUUCAUCUGAGAGAAUGGCUGAUAAUGCCUGUGUUCUUUUUGCCGUCUCUGUUCUUAUGUUUAUAAUCAGUUCGAUGCUGGUAUAUGGAGCAAUUUCUUAUCAAGUGGGUUGGCUGAUUCCAUUCUUCUGUUACCGACUUUUUGACUUCGUUCUCAGUUGCCUGGUUGCUAUCAGUUCUCUCACUUAUUUACCAAGAAUCAAAGAAUAUCUGGAUCAAUUACCUGAUUUUCCCUACAAAGAUGACCUCCUGGCAUUGGAUUCCAGCUGCCUCCUGUUCAUUGUUCUCGUAUUCUUUGUCUUGUUCAUCAUUUUUAAGGCUUAUCUAAUCAACUGUGUUUGGAACUGCUAUAAGUACAUCAACAACAGAAAUGUGCCAGAAAUUGCUGUGUACCCUGCCUUUGAAGCACCUCCUCAGUAUGUUUUGCCAACCUAUGAAAUGGCUGUGAAGAUGCCUGAGAAAGAACCACCGCCUCCUUACCUACCUGCCUGAAGAAAUUCUGCCUUUGACAAUAAAUCCUAUACCAGCUUUUUGUCUUGUUUAUUUCACAGAAUGCUGCAAUACAGGGCUCAUCAAACUGGUUUGAUGUAAGAUACGUUGUCUUUUGUUUUAGCAUUCAUUUUCAGACACUAAGGAGCUUUUUGGACAUCUAUUAAAUCUUUUUUUGUCGUUUUUCUAUACAUUUUAAUAGUUUUUGAAGACAAUCUAGGUUAAGCAAGAGCAAAGCACCAUUGUUUGCCUUUAAUUGGGGGGUGGGGAGGGAUGGGGGGGAUUCUCCACAUAUUUUCUUUUUUAACUUUGCACUUUCUUUAUAUAAUAGUUUGCAUUUUGUUACUUGCUGCCCUGGAUACUUUCAGGAAGAAUGAACUACAUAUUUAGGGUGAGUGAGUUGCGUAUAAGAUUUGAAGUUUUCCACUAUGGAAACAGGAAAAAUUUAUGCUGUUCUGUCUUGACUGUGGAUGAUAACGGUUGCAUGUUUCUAAUUUGUAUGUUUCCAUCUUUGUGAUAAGACGCUUUAAUAAAUCUCUUAAAUAUUUA
Messenger RNA from Nycticebus coucang (slow loris), 1400 nucleotides. RefSeq names its product lysosomal protein transmembrane 4 alpha (gene LAPTM4A). NCBI's taxonomy places the organism in Eukaryota, Metazoa, Chordata, Mammalia, Primates, Lorisidae. The record is from RefSeq and is a predicted model, not a curated record. The transcript has 7 exons. The coding region runs from base 153 to 854 and encodes 233 amino acids. Gene Ontology annotation, cellular component: lysosomal membrane.